AUGGCUCGGGUCAGUGUCCGAUCCUCUGUGUCGCGCGGAGAAGCAUCCUCUCCGCCCAAACAAAGAAAGUCGCCAAGCCCAACUGGACCCCGAACGAGGUCAGGUCGAAGCCGGAGCCACAGUGUGGAACCCGAGGCUGCCAUGAGCAGGAAGAAACCCGGAAAGAAGAUUGCACGUCAAGCCAGUGUGGAGAGCGAUGGUGGCGUCACGAGUGCUGCCAGUAGCGUGCGAGCAACGCCCUCUAGGAAGACAAUUCGGGCUCCUCCACUCAACCCAGAUCUUUCCGUCGUGGAGGAAAUAGACAGCAGUGGAUCAGAGCACUCAGAGGAUGAAGGUAUCGGACUUGAAGGUCCAAGUCCACACUCGUCCGCAGUCUUGUCGCCGCUGUCUGGAACGACUACCCGAACGACUUAUUCAGAAGGUGAAAUGGGAGAAAUGGAUCGGUCUGAUCAGAUAGCGAAUUCUCUGCCUACUCUGUUCGUCAACUCCAGCGAACUCCUCGACCUACUUGCGCCCGACAACGCAACGGCGGGCGACGUAAAAAAUAUAACCAAACUGUCGAGGCUCCCUGGUCAGCCGUUCGCAUCACAGUUGAAAGAGUACGAAGACCGCUUCAAAUCAGUAAAACAGACUUAUGGAAGUGACAUUAUUUACAUUCGGGCAUCUGUCGUCCUGAAAAAAGUUAACGGCACUGAAAAUGCGGACGACGGAAACUGGCGCCCUGAUCCAGUUAUAUAUGCCGCCAAUCUCGCAACGUUGGUGUUAGAAUUGGUCCCUUGUAUUGAGGGAAGCGAAGCUACUAGGCUCGCGUUGCUAAGUAUUUGCCAAGUAUUUCCAAAAGCGUUCGUUGGUAAUUUCGACGGAUACUCCGAAGUCUUUUCAACUCAACUGAUGGACCAGACUUUUGAUUUGGCAUUGAACUUGCUCGUGCAGAAAGCCAUUGCUUGUUUGAGGCACGACAGCACGAAACCCCAUCUGCUCCUGGCUUCCUGUUUUUUCGAAUCCCUUCCCGACCUUGACGACUUGGACCCGAGAGCCUCAUUCAAGGAAGUUGCCAAAGAUGCUACGCUGAAGAACAUUCUCCACACUGGUAAUACACAGAAUCAGGUCGACAUAAUCUACGACACAAUGGCUUCGAUCAGCGAGGCGUUCCAUACAGGGAAGGAUGAAAAAGAAGUCAAUGGUGUGGUGGAUUUCACCGUGCUGGAAACCCAAUUUCCUUGGCUCGAUUUCAUUACGGCUGUUGUCCAAUGGAGUCGACUUCGCUUUACUGAACUGUCCACAUCUAUCAAGCAUCGAGGAGGGAUUGAAAAUAUCAAACAAUCUUUGAUAGAGCUUCUGGAAAAUGUCAACAGCCAAUCACCGACACCCUCCUCGCCAGCUCGGUCGGUUAAUCAGCAACGGCGGCCAGCACCUAGCAUUGCCCCAGGGCAUCAAAGUAAUACCCCGGGUUUGACCAAGGCCAAAUUGAUGAAGCGAAAGCGGAGCGAGGCUGACAAUUACCCUGCACCAAAGCUGGGAGCCACUGCUGCUUCCUCGUCCUCCCACACUCUAACACGCUCAACACAAGGUGUACCUGUCCCGAUUCCAACAGAGCUACCUGCAACCAAAAGGCAGAAGCGAAUACAGCCGAUAUUAGAUAAUGAAAACGAUGAUCAUGUUGACGAAGACCUAGACUCAACUGCUGAAUAUACUACCGCAUGGAACGAGCACAGCAGAGAAAAGAACAAGGAGAACCAAACGCCGGCUGUAGAGCCUAACGCUCAAAGAAUAAGCAAUGAUCGGGAUUUGAGCCAGGAAGAUGUCGCUGGUCCUUCAACACCGAAACAUUCUCGUGCUCGGCGUGAAGAGAGUGAGCAGAGCGAGGACCAGGGGUUUCAAGAGGACCAAAGACGGAUUGAUGACCGCCGACGCAGGGCUACGGCACUUACAGCUCGGCGAAAUUCUCCUGAACAUGAGGAUCAACCGCAACCCCGAGCACGGGCCCAGGUCAAUGGGCGUGAGCCCAGCUCACGUGUUGAGUCCAACGGUGCAGCUGCGCCGCGACAGGAAGAUGUAAGAGCUGCAUUAUCCAUACUACAAGCUCAAGAUGAGGAAGACGGCGAAGAUUAUCCGGCACCAUCGUCCACACAGGCAGCUCUGUCCGCCCGUCUUGAAACCGCCCGUGCGAGAGGCCCGCAACCUCCCAGGGGGCGCACACCCUGGUCGGAUGAAGAUUCUGACCGUCUCUUGGCCGGUAUAGCAGAAUGGGGCUGCUCCUGGACCAUGAUCGAGCAGACUCAAGCUUUCGACAUCCCGCGUGGGCAAGUGGCCUUGAAGGACAGGGCUCGGAACAUGAAAGUUCAAUAUCUCAAGAAUCGUUGGCCUCUACCCGUCGGCUUCGAGAAUGUUGCCUUAGGGCGGAAGGAAAAGGAUGCCGUAAAGGCUGUCGUACCUGAAUUCGAUGAGUGA
Molecule: messenger RNA, 2451 nt
Organism: Drepanopeziza brunnea f. sp. 'multigermtubi' MB_m1
Lineage: Eukaryota; Fungi; Ascomycota; Leotiomycetes; Helotiales; Drepanopezizaceae
Source: RefSeq, a predicted model, not a curated record